AACCGAGGACGUAUUACACAGGCUCCUGAAGUGAAAGUCGAAAACGCCGUCGUUUCUACGUCGCCGUCUUCUUCUUCGUCUCAAGCUCUCUCUGUCUAAUUGCGUUCGGCUUCGACCUCCCUCAUGAGCUCCUUCUGAUUCCGGCCAUCUCUCAGCUUCAGUCCUUUGCUUUGUGAUUUAUACAAAGAUGACAACAAUCGAAACCGAUCAGAAAACUCAAAAGUCUUCUCCUUCUGGUUCUGCUGCUACUACUACUCCCAAGCAGCCAUCAGCAUCGUUUAAAAGGUGGGGAAGGAGACACCCAUUUGUAAGAUAUGGACUUCCAAUGAUAUCUCUCACUGUAUUUGGAGCCCUCGGACUCGGCCAACUCCUUCAAGGCAGUAAGGACAUCGCAAAGGUAAAAGAUGACCAAGAAUGGGAGAUUAUAGAGACAAGAAAGGCGCUUUCGAGGACAGGACCUGUUGAUGCUUAUAAACCUAAAAACACAUCCAUCGAAGAUGAGCUCAAGGCUAUGCAAGAGAAGGUGGACAUUAACGCGUAUGAGUACAAGAAAAUUCCAAAGCUAAACGAAAGCCACUCGGAUUAAGUGAAGUCAGAAUUUGUAUCAGAAUUUUUCCUUCGUAGAUGUGUUUCAGUUCUAAAUGACUCUUCAGUCUUCACAUAAGCGCCCAAGUAAGAAAAACAAAGAGGGGUAGAGGUAAGAGGACCAUUUUUUUUCAUUUAACCGUAAUGAUGAGCCGGUUUUUAAAAUCCAGUUGUUGAUAAUACACCACUUCACUAAAAAACAUACUGUAAGUUCUUUUAUAAAGUUAGUGGUUGGUAACUUGGUAAUCAAUAAUCAUGACUCUCAUUUCGAUUCAAUCCAAGAUUUGAAAGUACC
Molecule: messenger RNA, 880 nt
Organism: Camelina sativa (false flax)
Lineage: Eukaryota; Viridiplantae; Streptophyta; Magnoliopsida; Brassicales; Brassicaceae
Cellular component (GO): mitochondrial membrane
Source: RefSeq, a predicted model, not a curated record